This is a messenger RNA of Cetraspora pellucida, 648 nucleotides long. The record is from the annotation of a GenBank genome assembly. Lineage: Eukaryota; Fungi; Glomeromycota; Glomeromycetes; Diversisporales; Gigasporaceae.
AUGUCUCAAGAAUAUCAACAACAUUCUUUUCCACCAACUUUUCAAAGUGAACGUUCGUGGAGUAUGCUCGCCAAUGACUUUGAUGAUGAUAAAUUACAGCAUUAUUAUCCUUCUCAAGCUUCCGAUAGGUCAUGGAGCGUGCUUGGUUCGCAGGAUAUUAGCGAUCGACACCAUGGUUUAAGUACCUACGGUUACGUUGCUGAUGAUAUUAAUUCAGCGAAAACAUCAAACAUUCAAGACUAUAUUAAUAAUGAGCAGCAACAACAACAACAUUCGGUUGAAAAGACUCAACCAGUUCCUGCAUCAUUUCCUGAACCGGAAUUCGUUCCCUCGAUUACUUCAUCAACUAAAGAUUUUUUGUAUGAAACAUUUAAAUACGAAAGAAAAAAUGAUAAUGAGAUUACUGGUCGCCCUAGUGAAUACAUCGAUAACGACGAUUGUCCUCCACCGCCAUCGAAUUUGGAUCAAUCUAUUCUUAAUAGUCAGAUUACUAUUACCCAAUCCCAAACCGAAGGUAAUUCUUGGGGAAUUGGUUAUCUUCCAAUCAUAGUAUUAGUGGUUGCUGUCCUCUACUAUGUCGGAGUUAACAUGGCUGAAUUUGAAAUAGAAGAUCUCCUUCAUUAUUUAAAUUGGCAAGUUGGCCAAUAG